Pelecanus crispus (Dalmatian pelican) is the source of this 1306-nucleotide messenger RNA. NCBI's taxonomy places the organism in Eukaryota, Metazoa, Chordata, Aves, Pelecaniformes, Pelecanidae. The record is from RefSeq and is a predicted model, not a curated record.
AUGAAACAGUGCGGUUGGGAGCAGAAUAUGGCAAAUACAUUUGUCACUGUACCUGAUGGGUAUUGUCUUCCUGAGCCCAUACAGUAUUAUGACGUUUUACCAGAGCACAUCAACUAUCAGCUGCAAGACACGGAUUUCCAGACUGCGCCUUACUGCCAGUACUCGGCAGUUCAAAUUCCUCCUCCGGUAUUACAGCCGCAGCCUCCUCAGUCCCCGUACAGCACAUACGGCCUGGACUCUCAGUACAGCGACGGGCAGUGCAUCAUCAGCAGCUGUGAAUUAAGCAAACCCCCUUUCACGGCUCCUCACGUUGAUGACGGGGGAUACCAAGGACUAAAACGGCCAAGAUUAAACCACUCUUCCUUGCGACUGAAGGGACAGGAGGAGCUGUGUGUUGUGUGCGGUGACAAGGCCUCAGGCUAUCACUACAACGCGCUCACCUGCGAAGGCUGCAAAGGCUUCUUUCGACGUAGCAUAACCAAAAACGCAGUCUAUCGAUGCAAGAAUGGUGGUCACUGUGAAAUGGACAUGUACAUGCGAAGGAAGUGUCAGGAAUGUCGCUUGAAGAAGUGUAAAGCUGUGGGAAUGCUAGCAGAAUGUUUGCUGACUGAAGUACAGUGCAAGUCAAAGCGACUCAGGAAGAAUUUCAAACAGAAGAGCAGUUUUCUUUGCAACAUAAAACUGGAAGAUGAGGGACUGAAUAGUAAGCAUGUAUCAUCUACAACAAGAUCUGGAAAAAUCCCAGAGAAGAUGGAACUUACUCCAGGGGAACAUCAGCUUCUUGACCACAUUGUAGCAGCACACCAAAAAUACACAAUUCCCCUUGAGGAAGCAAAGAAGUUUCUACAAGAAAGUGCAAGUCCUGAGGAAAGUUUUCUCCGUCUCUCUGAGACAGCAGUUGUCCAUGUACAAGUGUUAGUGGAUUUCACAAAAAGACUUCCAGGAUUUGAAAGUUUAGCUAGUGAAGAUCAGAUUGCGCUGCUAAAAGGGUCAACAGUUGAGGCAAUGUUUUUGCGUUCAGCCCAAAUAUAUAACCAAAGAAUCAGUGAAUGCCAACCAUCAACAAGUGAAAGUCACGUAAGACUUUCUGAUCAUGGGACAUGUUGUCACGUUCAAAACCUUGAUAAAAACAACAUUUACUCCAUGGAAGUGUCUCAUAACGAAGAGAGUCCAACUUCCACUACUACCACAGGUAUAACCGAGGAGUUCAUUACGGCACUGUUUUACUUCUACAGAAGCAUGGGGGAACUGAAAGUGACCGAGACCGAAUACGCCCUGCUUGUAGCAGCAACUGUGUUUUUUUCAG